Aspergillus tubingensis is the source of this 1392-nucleotide messenger RNA. Its product is annotated as kinesin light chain. The transcript has a single exon. The record is from RefSeq and is a predicted model, not a curated record. Gene Ontology annotation, molecular function: catalytic activity. The coding region runs from base 1 to 1392 and encodes 463 amino acids. NCBI's taxonomy places the organism in Eukaryota, Fungi, Ascomycota, Eurotiomycetes, Eurotiales, Aspergillaceae. Gene Ontology annotation, biological process: nucleoside metabolic process.
AUGGCCCGUCGCCUCAGUCACCACGACUAUACGGCCGGGUGGGUGUGCGCCUUGCCGGACGAGCUCACUGCCGCACAGGAGAUGCUUGACGAAGAACAUCAAAACCUCCCUCCGAAUCACACCGAUUCGAAUAUAUACACGCUAGGAUCUAUAGGGGCCCACAACGUCGUUCUGGCGUGUCUGCCUGCAGGCCAGACGGGUAACAAUUCUGCUGCGGCAGUCGCCAUGCAGAUGAAGAGCACGUUUCCGGACGUUCGAUUUGGGCUGAUGGUGGGAAUAGGGGGCGGCGCCCCAAGUAAAGAAGCGGAUAUUCGGCUUGGUGAUGUUGUGGUCAGCCAGCCGGGAAACGGUCAUGGCGGGGUGGUGCAAUACGACUUUGGAAAGUCACUACCAGGCGGGUUCAAGCGGACGGGGUUCCUUAACACUCCACCUAUGAUUCUACUCGCUGCCGUUACGAAGCUUCGAUCCAACCUCGACCGACGAAGAAGUAGUCUGUCGCCGCACCUGUCAAAGCUUAGUAACCUUCCCAAGUUUAGCCGCGAUCAAGCUGGAAGUGAUGUGCUGUUUGAAGCAGAAUACAAUCAUGCUGGAGAGGAUGACUGUGUAUCAUGCACAACCACGAGAACGAUACAAAGGAAGGUGCGGGCGGAUAAUACACCCAUGAUUCACUACGGUACAAUCGCAUCGGGGAACCAGGUGAUGAAGGACGGUGUAGAACGGGACAAGAUCAGCUUCGAAUUCGGAGGAGUUCUCUGCUUCGAGAUGGAGGCAGCUGGCCUGAUGAAUACCUUCCCGUGCCUUGUGAUCCGCGGAAUCUGCGACUAUGCUGACUCGCACAAAAACAAGAUAUGGCAGCCGUACGCGGCGGGAACAGCAGCGGCAUACGCGAAGGAGCUGCUAGGAAUAAUACCGGCGCCGGAUGUUGUGAAGAUAAAAACAGUCAGUGAAGCACUUAAUUCACAAAAGAGGCAAGCAAACGGCAAUGACGACGAUUUAGACCGAACUCCAUCAAAGCGCCGUCGCAUAGCCUGGGAAGACGACUGCCAGGAAAAUGAUGACCCUGACGAAACUGAGUAUGAGGGAAGCAGUGCUUUCGAUGAACUUGACUACACCGAGCCAGACACCACGCAGCAAUCCCUUCAAGACUUUUGGGGCUCAGAUAACUCAGAAAAUGAGAGCCAAGAGGAAGCAGAGGACAGUAGUAACGAGCACACUCGAGUUUCUGAAGAUUUGGAGACAUAUAUCGAAGACCGAUCUGACGAAUUGCCACCAAUAUCACAAAGCAGUGCCUUCGAUAAACUUGACUAUACCGAGCCAGACACCACGCAGCAAUCCCUUCAAGACUUUUGGGGCUCGGAUAACUCAGAAAAUGAGAGCCAGGAGGAAGCAUAG